This is a messenger RNA of Babesia microti strain RI, 1002 nucleotides long. Its product is annotated as lipoate-protein ligase A. The transcript is spliced from 7 exons. NCBI's taxonomy places the organism in Eukaryota, Apicomplexa, Aconoidasida, Piroplasmida, Babesiidae. Gene Ontology annotation, cellular component: cytoplasm. The record is from RefSeq and is a predicted model, not a curated record. The coding region runs from base 1 to 1002 and encodes 333 amino acids. Gene Ontology annotation, molecular function: lipoyltransferase activity; lipoate-protein ligase activity. Gene Ontology annotation, biological process: protein lipoylation.
AUGAGGUCCAGAUUGCUCUUCCUAACUUCGAGCUUCACUGACAUACGUAUAAAUUUGGCAUUGGAAGACCAUUUAUUUAAGAAUUAUAGGCAAUUGCACAAUAUUUACAAUCUAGUAGAAAAUCCCCAAAUAGUGUUUCUAUGGCGCAACACACCUAGCAUUAUCAUUGGUAGAAACCAGCACGCAUAUAGCGAGUGUAAUGUUGAAGAGAUUAAGAGGGACGGUGUCAAUUUGGCUAGGAGAUUGACGGGAGGUGGUGCUGUGUACCAGGACCUAGGAAAUACUUGUUUCACAUUCCUAAGUCAUUCAAAAUAUUACAAUGUAGAAGACAAUAACAAAUUGAUCAUCGAUACGCUAAAAUAUUUUGGGAUUAAUGGUACGCCAUCAGGAAGAAACGAUUUGGUAAUUGGCGAUAAAAAAUUUUCGGGAAGUGCUUUUAAAAAUAUAAAUGACAUUUCUUUACACCAUGGAACGCUGUUAUUUGAUGUGAACAUUCUCAAUAUGUUGAAAUAUUUAACACCAGAUGUGUCGAAGCUACAGAAACACGGGGUUAAGAGCGUGGAAUCAAGGACGAUCAAUUUGUCAACACUUAACCCAAAUCUAGACCACCAAAGUUUCACCGAGAUAAUGCUAGACAAGAUAAAAGACUUGUACAACGAUAUAACUAUUGAGAAACUAUCCACUGUACCUAAGGAAUCAGAAUUUUACCAAAAGUUGAAGAGCGACAAAUGGAAUUACGGAGAGCAAAAAGCAUAUCAAUUAGUGUUUAAAAAUCGAUUCCCCUGGGGAUGUUUAGAAAUUAAUUUAUUGAUGAACCAAGGAAAUGUUGUGGGUGGGAAGGUGUAUUCUGAUAGCCUAGAUGUGGAUUUUAUAGAUGAAAUACAAAGAUUACUAGAUGAUCCAAAUACAGAGUCUAAUUUAAAGCGAUUUGAUCAAUGGAAAGAUGUAGAGCAGUGGCUAGAAAGUGUCAAAUCUCCAUUUCAACAUCCUCAGGUUUGCUAA